Messenger RNA from Annulohypoxylon truncatum, 1711 nucleotides. RefSeq names its product transferase family-domain-containing protein. NCBI's taxonomy places the organism in Eukaryota, Fungi, Ascomycota, Sordariomycetes, Xylariales, Hypoxylaceae. The record is from RefSeq and is a predicted model, not a curated record. The transcript has 2 exons. The coding region runs from base 280 to 1677 and encodes 465 amino acids. Gene Ontology annotation, molecular function: acyltransferase activity, transferring groups other than amino-acyl groups.
UUCUUGGAUGCCUUCGGGGAUAAUUUGGGUAUAGUUCAUAUUACCGAUAACACCGUAAAACUAGUGAUUAGCAAUUAUCUCGCUUUGAGAUGCAUCAUUGAUGACGAUAUCGUCGCAGUAGGAUUUGAUACCUCUCCACAAGGUUGAUAUGGCGUAUUCGACUGUCGAGGUCCCUGAGGUAGAGAAUAUAUCAAUGGGAUGGUCUGCUAACAGGCAUCCAGGUACACGUACAGGCACCGAGAAAGAGCGAUAUAGAUAUUUAUAGUUACCAAUUUCAAUAUGACGGCACUCUCUCCACUUGAUAAGCUCAUGCCUCGAGGCUAUGUUCGCCAGAUGCUGUGUUUUCCUUCGACAAGCGCAGAGGUUUCUCACACACUCAAAACUGGCUUAGCUAGAGUUCUAGCUGACGUCCCUUACCUACUGGCAGGCAUCAUCACUAGCGAGGAUCGCAAACAUGUUUCCCUCAGUGAAUGUUAUCAAACUCUUGAGGAUCUCUAUUCGGAGCAAGACAUUUCAGAUGCGAUCGACUACGUCGUCAUAAAGCAGCAUCAUUUCCCACCUUCAUCAUUCGCCGGGCCCGGAAUCAUACCUACUGAUACCCAGCCACCAUUCCCAAACCCAACACCUGUAUUUCGGACGAAGUUAUCGCUCGUUAAAGGAGGGCUCAUCUUGUGUGUUGCAGUUCACCAUUGCACAACUGACAUCACUGGAUUCGGGGCCUUGCUUAAACUCUGGGCCUCACACUGUCGGACAGGCGCAUCAGCGGCAGCUGGAUUCGACCCAGCCUGGCUGAACCGCAAAGCCCUGCUCGAGCGACCGGAUACUUCCAAUAGGCCAACGCCAGCUUCAAUUCCUGAGCUUCUUCAUGUCAAGGGUCCCGAUGAGUUGACUAAAAUCGCCGCUUUGGCGUCGCAACCCAGCGAUCCCACGACGGGCGUGUUUUUCUUCCCACAGAAAACUCUGCAAGCCUUGAAGCAUGCAGUAAACAAGCACAUUGCUUCGUGGGGGAAUGGGGGCUGGGUCUCCUCAAGUGAUAUACUCACGGCACUACUUUGGAGCGCAGUACUAUCAGCCGAAUCAGAUCCGAUGAGCGAUCGCAAGGGUAGCAACACGAUAGGCUUCCCCGUGAACUUUCGCUCACGAUUCAACCCACCUUUACCUCCAGACUAUCUGGGUACUGCCUUUAUCAUGACUACUGCUACGGCUUCACGCGAUGAUCUCAUUUCCCUCUCCUUCCACGCUGGUUCCUCAAAUGAUGAUGAGCCAUUGGAUUCCGCUUCAAUUUCAAAGCUCGCCGACAUUGCUUCUAUAAUUCGUGCCUCCCUUCAUAGCAUCGACGAGGAAAGAGUUAGAAAUGUGUUGCUAUAUUUGGAUGGUGCGUCAGGGGAUCAUCCACCAAUUACACUAGGGCCGCGUCAUGACGGCGUAUCCAUUGUUUCGUGGGCCGACCAGAAUAUAUACGGACUGGACUGGGGUGACAUUGUGGGAACAUGCGAUGCCGUUAGACUGCCGAAAUUGAUGUAUAAAAGGUACCCAAUCGUCCUACCUAGGGUGCCGGCCAACCCCGCCGGUGAUGAAGGCUUGGAGGUGAUUGUCAGUUUUGACAGGCAAGUGUUCGACAAGUUUCGACAGAGUUGGCCAAUGAGACGGUUUUCGACUCUUCGGUACUAUUCCUAGAGACCGAGGGCGGGUCAUAUUUGACUAAUCUGCG